CGGAAAUAGUAAUCUUAAAAAAAAUAUUGCACAUUCGACCCAACACUAUAUACCUAAAUAAAAAAAAUUCUAUCAAAGCCUCAAGCCAGUAAAAAGUCGCCUACUCUUCGUGACACUAUACUGAAUAAAAAAAAAAGAAUCUGAAGCGGUCACAGGUCCCCUGUAAGUCGACACAGGUACAUAUGGGCUCUCUUGUUGAAUGGACCAAAUGAUAUAAAUUAUUUAUAGAUUUCGACACCAGAGCGAGGACGAAGAAUCGAGGGUGUUCUGUUCGAAAUGGGGUGCAUACCCAAGGGGGGUCCACUUGCAUCGAAAGCCCCUUGAGGCCCCCUCACAACAUAUGUAUUCUCACUCAACCACUACGAACAGAUGCUAACUACACUCGUAAUCGGUCUAUGUAUCGGAUUUUCGAAUGGUUUCCGAGGACCACAUCAUCCACGAAGCGCCGUGUCCCACCACCAUUAUGCUCCACAGAAAAACAUUAAGAUAACACAAGAUGCAGAACUGCUUCAAGAUGCUACUCAUUUGAGGGAAGACAUAGGAUCCAUGGCAGAGCAACUGGACUUUUCUAAUAUGACUGAACAAGAGAUAGAAUUCCACUAUUUUAAAGUUCAUGAUGUUGACAAUAAUGCAAAGCUAGACGGAUUAGAAAUCCUUCAUGCAAUUCAGCAUACGUUUCAUGACAAUAGAAUUCCUGAUGAAGAUAUGAGUGAAGAAAUGAAGAGUGUGGACAGUGAAAAGGACCUGCCUUGGAUUGUAGAAUUAAUAGACAGAGUGCUGAAAGAGGAUGAUGUUGAUAACGAUGGAUACAUUGGAUAUACUGAAUAUGUACUUGGAAGACAGAGAGACCAUAUUUCUCAGGCAAAAAGGAACGACAAGUUGAAAAUUGAAAACUGAAAAUGAAUCUGAUACAGGUUUUUAAUAAAUGGAAUAUAUGGACCUGCGGAACAUACAAAUUUAUGCCUAAAAUACACUUGAAACGAUAUUCCUUAUUUUUCUUUAAUCAACUUAUUUGUAAUUCUCUUAUACUAAAAUAUACAAAUAAUAUAAAUUUUAAUACAAUUUUAAUGCAUAAGAUAGUGUAUAAUUUAUUUUUCAAUUUACUUAUUACUGAUAAGACCAAAGCGUGUAACAAUAUUUUGUAUAUGGAGUGUUUUAUUUUCAUUAAUGUACACACAUAUCGUUAAAACACAAAUUAUUUUUGUCUUUUAUAAUACAACAUGUAGUAAACAAGUAACUGUUUAAAUUUUAUAAAGUGGAUGUGCUUUAAAAUUUUUUCAGUACUUCUAAGAUUUACUUUGAAAUAAAUCACCUGAAAUAAUCUGAAAAGAUGCUAAAAGAUUUUUAUUUCUAUCUGGCAU
Molecule: messenger RNA, 1361 nt
Organism: Megachile rotundata (alfalfa leafcutting bee)
Lineage: Eukaryota; Metazoa; Arthropoda; Insecta; Hymenoptera; Megachilidae
Product: multiple coagulation factor deficiency protein 2 homolog
Source: RefSeq, a predicted model, not a curated record